AUGCCGUCCAACGAAGGCUUUGCCACUAUCAUCCGUAACUACCGUGUUCUGAUCGUCGGCGGUUCAUACGGAGGACUGAGUGCAGCUUUGGCUCUUAUCGAUCUUUGUGCUGGUCGACUGGCCCGCUUCAACUCCAAUGCAGAUUCCAAACCUCCUCAAAGACAGGUUCCGGUUCAAAUCACAGUGGUGGAUGAAAGAGAUGGCUUUUAUCAUCUGAUUGGCUCCCCCAAAGCGCUGGCAUGCGACAAAUUUGCAUCCAAAACAUGGAACCGAUUCAAAGAUAUUCCUGCAUUACAGUCACCAAACAUGCGGUUCCUUCGAGGCAGUGUCAGCUCUGUCAAUUGCCAGGAAAAAUCGGCUCAGAUUCUCGACCUUGAAACUAACGAGACCGUAGAGGAAAGUUACGACUUUCUGCUUGCUAGCUCCGGUCUUCGUCGGGUAUUCCCCACUGUUCCGCAAUCUCUCCUAAGACAUAAAUUUCUUGAGGAGGCGAGGGGCCAUCAAGAAGAAAUUCGGAGUGCCCGAAAUGGCGUGGUAAUCAUCGGUGGAGGUGCGGUUGGUGUUGAGAUGGCUGCGGAGUUAAAAGAACUAGACCCCAAACAGAAGGUUACGCUUGUUCAUUCUCGCGAUCGGCUGCUUUCUGCAGAGCCUUUACCAGACGACUUCAAAGACCGUGUUACCUCUGUGCUCCGCGAGGCAGGCGUGGAGGUCAUUUUGGGCCGGCGGGUUAUCGACACUACAGCAGUAGAAACAGAAGGAGAGAAGCAGGCAUGGAACCUGACUUUGUCCAAUGGCACGCAGAUCAAGGCUGGUCAUGUUAUGAAUGCCGUUUCCAAAUCCGUUCCUACGACGUCGUAUCUGCCGCAGGAUGCGUUGACACAGGACGGCUACGUGAAUAUCCGGUCAUCCUUGCAAUUCCCUACAAAUAUCCCAAACGCAGACCACCACUUUGCUAUGGGUGAUAUUGCUUCGUGGACUGGGAUUAAACGUUGUGGGGGUGCUAUGCACAUGGGCCACUAUGCAGCCACCAACGUUCAUCAGGUUAUGCUAUCGGAGCGUUUUAAUAUUAAGCCCGAGUUCACUACACUGAAUAAUUUUCCACCAGUUAUUGGACUGGCUCUUGGGAACACUGCUGUUGUAUAUACUCCAGAUGAGGGAACUCGAGAUGGAGAGGAUCUCAUGACAAUCAUGUUUGGUGAAGACAUGGGUUAUACCAUUUGUUGGAAUUACAUGAAGCUGUCUGAGCCUUGCCAGGCUUGA
This is a messenger RNA of Aspergillus tanneri, 1260 nucleotides long. RefSeq names its product putative pyridine nucleotide-disulfide oxidoreductase AMID-like. Bases 1 to 1260 code for a protein of 419 amino acids. The record is from RefSeq and is a predicted model, not a curated record. The transcript is spliced from 5 exons. Lineage: Eukaryota; Fungi; Ascomycota; Eurotiomycetes; Eurotiales; Aspergillaceae. Gene Ontology annotation, molecular function: flavin adenine dinucleotide binding; electron-transferring-flavoprotein dehydrogenase activity. Gene Ontology annotation, cellular component: cytoplasm.